Drosophila rhopaloa is the source of this 1693-nucleotide messenger RNA. RefSeq names its product GDP-fucose protein O-fucosyltransferase 1. NCBI's taxonomy places the organism in Eukaryota, Metazoa, Arthropoda, Insecta, Diptera, Drosophilidae. Gene Ontology annotation, biological process: Notch signaling pathway; protein O-linked glycosylation via fucose. Gene Ontology annotation, molecular function: peptide-O-fucosyltransferase activity. The transcript has 2 exons. Bases 34 to 1242 code for a protein of 402 amino acids. The record is from RefSeq and is a predicted model, not a curated record.
GCCACCUGGUCAGAGGCAAACGAAGCCGGCAGAAUGCAGUGGCUUAAAAUGAAGUUCCGCUUUGUAAACGUAAUUUUACUAUUAAUAAGCUCAACAUGUGCCCAAUUAGGAGCCGACCCCAACGGAUAUCUCACCUACUGCCCCUGUAUGGGACGCUUUGGCAACCAGGCCGACCACUUUCUGGGAUCGUUGGCCUUUGCCAAGGCCCUAAAUCGCACUCUGAUCCUGCCGCCGUGGGUGGAGUACCGCAGGGGUGAGCUGCGAUCCCGACAGGUGCCAUUCAACACAUAUUUUGAGGUUGAGCCACUGAAGGAAUACCACCGCGUCAUUACCAUGGCGGAUUUCAUGUGGCACCUGGCCGACGACUUGUGGCCGGAGUCGGAGCGCGUUUCCUUCUGCUACAAGGAGCGCUUCAGCCUGCAGCAGGAGAAGAACGACCCAGAAAAGCCCAAUUGUCACGCCAAGGAUGGGAAUCCAUUUGGUCCGUUUUGGGACACUUUCCACAUUGAUUUUGUGAGGUCAGAGUUCUAUGCGCCACUGCAUUUUGAUGUCCACCACAGCAAUGAGGCUGCCAAGUGGCAGGCCAAGUAUCCGGCGGAGUCCUGGCCGGUACUCGCCUUCACCGGAGCUCCGGCUAGUUUUCCCGUACAGUUGGAAAAUUGCAAGUUGCAGCGAUAUAUGGAAUGGAGCCAGAGAUACAGGGACGCAUCCAAGGAUUUUAUCAAGGAGCAACUGCCACGUGGCGCAUUCCUUGGUAUUCACCUACGAAACGGCAUGGAUUGGGUGAGAGCUUGCGAGCACGUUAAAGAUAGCCAGCACCUGUUCGCCUCGCCGCAGUGUUUGGGCUAUAAAAAUGAGCGGGGAGGCCUAUAUCCUGAGCUAUGUAUGCCCUCUAAGGAUGCCAUUAUCCGCCAGCUGAAGAGGACUAUUAAGAGCGUCCGCCAAACCCAGCCGGACAAUGAGAUAAAGUCGGUUUUUGUGGCCUCCGACUCUAAUCACAUGAUUGGCGAACUUAGCACGGCGCUCAGCCGCAUGGGUAUUAGUGUACACAAGCUGCCGGAGGAUGAUCCCUAUUUGGAUUUGGCUAUUCUCGGUCAGUCGAACCACUUUAUCGGAAACUGCAUCUCUUCCUACUCGGCUUUUGUGAAAAGGGAGAGAGACUCACACGGUUUUCCCUCCUAUUUUUGGGGAUUUCCCAAGGAAAAGGACCGAAAGCAUUCCAAUGUGCACGAGGAGCUGUAAUUAAUGAGCAGGAAACUUUACUUAAAUACUCUAUCAGGACAAUUUCCGGUUUUCAUUUUAAUACGAAAGGUUUUCUAAAAAUUUAAACUAUUUCUCACUUCAUUUCACAAAACUUUGUCAGUAAUAGUGAUUAUUUGUACAUCACUUUUAAUUUUUUUCUAGUUCCUCGAUGUUUAAGCUUAAUGUUUCAAUUUACAAAAUAAUGUUUUUAAAGUGUUUUGGAAAACAAAAAAUUAACUUUUUGAAAGAAUUUAGUUAUUUAAAAUAAAAUGCUAUAAGCUUAACACUCCUAAAACAUAAUUCUCAUGAUCUUAGAAAGAUGAUUUUCAGAAAUACUAACAUUUAUUGUUUCAGCUUGAAAUCGUAAAAAAUUGUAUGAAAACCGUUAAAUGCCUUAAAAACACUUUAAGAUAGAUAUAAGCUAUAAAAGUAUUCCUCGCAUUUAUCGAGA